AUGACAUCAUUCACUUCCACGUUAGUACCUCUCACAUCACCAACAUCAACCAUGGAUAUUAAACAACGUUUUGGCUUACUUUCUGAACCCUCUCAACAACAACUAUUACCCUCAUCCUCACACGGAGACUCUUCUCGGAGGCUCAUUGUCGGUGAGGACGGAAAAGAAGAGAAGGAAAAAAGCCUUUUUCAUUCUAAUCAUGAAGACGAAAGUUGCUCUUCUUAUGAUCAUAACAAUAGAAAUAGUAGUAGCCCAACCGGAGAAGAUGAGGCUUUUAAUGAUAUGACAACUUCUACUUCACCUUUUCAAUCAUCGACAUCACGGAAACCAAUUGAAUUUCUCUCUGCUGUAGAUAACCAUCAUCAUCACCAUGUAAAUAAUUCCAACAUUCCUAACAAGACAGAUUUUACUAGUAGCAGUUCCGGCAUGCCAUUACAUCCGUACGAAAACAUUCGAGAUGAAAAAAGUUCAUUACGGUACUUGUUACAGACCUUCUUCCAAAGAAGCAAUAUAAAAGGAGGUUUUUGGGUAACUUUAUGGUUUUUACUGAAUUUAAUUGUGGCAUUUGGAAACAAGAUUGUGUUUUGGGGAGGAUUUGAAUUUCCUGUUAUUUUGUCUUUGAGCCACAUGAUCAUGUCUUGGAUUCUGUCUUCAUUGGCCAUUGAAUAUUACAAACGAAAAGCAGUGAACAAGAGUGAAAUUGAAGAAUAUGAAAUCAGCCCAGAGGUGAAAAAAGAGCUGUGGCUGUACAUUGGAGUAUUUAUUUUGAACAUUAUCUACGGAAAUAUUAGUGUGUUUCGAACCUCGUUACACAUGUCACAGAUUGUUCGAAGUACAGUACCUAUUUUCGUACUAGUACUGAGCUAUCUCUUCAUGGGAACAAAGACCUCAUUAUACAAAGUUCUCAUCGUUACUACAGUGAUCAUUGGUGUGAUACUGACAGUAUUACACAACGUUGAAAUCUCCAUUUCUGAUUUAGUGGUCCUAUUAAUUGGCAAUUUAUUCGCUGCAUUGAAGACAACAUUAACAAACAAGUCUCUUAAAAGCUACAAAAUCCAUCCAUUGGUUCUCAUCAAGUUUGUUGCUCCUUUCGCUUCUUUAGGAAUGUUAUGCAUUGCCUUAUUCAACGGAGAAGUUUUCUCAUUGUCGAAACGAUAUCAUCAAGUAGAGUGGUGGAAAGGUUAUGGAUUUGUGUUCAUCACGUCAGUUCUUUCCUUCUUCCUAAAUACCACUAACUUUGUAGCUAACAAGACAACCAGUCCUCUCACCAUGAGUUUGACAGCCAAUUUGAAACAAGUGUUAAUUGUCGUUGUGAGUUUAACCUUAAUGCAUGAAGAGAGCAUUACCUUGUUGAAUAUUUGUGGAAUUGCAAUCACCUUGUCAGGAAUGUUCCUCUAUUCGAUUCUCUCUGUGUAG
Molecule: messenger RNA, 1416 nt
Organism: Naegleria lovaniensis
Lineage: Eukaryota; Heterolobosea; Eutetramitea; Acrasida; Naegleriidae
Exons: 2
Coding region: 1-1416 (471 amino acids)
Cellular component (GO): Golgi apparatus
Molecular function (GO): antiporter activity
Source: RefSeq, a predicted model, not a curated record